CUACAGUUUACUUUUAUGUACUGCUUUGUCGGCGCCCCGCUGCUAGUAAUCUGUGACUUUAGUAUUUAUUUUAGUUUAUUGGUCUCUGGUAUUUACUUUCAAAACCUACUUUUUUGCACAAUAUUUACAUACCUAUUUUACCCAGAUGGUGUUGAUAUGGAUGAAGAAUAUGGCUAUGAUGACGGCCCUAGAUUUCAUCCUAUCCCAAAAUUCAACAGAAAUGACCGUUAUGGGAAUGCAUAUGGUAAUUAUCGCGGAGGAUAUGCUCGAGGUGGGAUGUCGAGACCUCCAAUGAGGCCAAUGGGUCCACCUAUGCAAUCAGUGCCACCAUUAAGAUGGGGCCCAACUCCCCCAGUUCCUCCGCCUCCUCCAACGAUAAAAUCAACACUUGAGGAUAAAGCAAUUAGAUUUUUGGCACGUUGCGGUGUAUCUAAAGAUGCUGUAAAGAACUACCCAGAACAAUUACUCCUUAUGUUUGCGCCGGAUCAUUGCGGGUUGUGUUCACAAGAUCUUGAUUCGUUUAAUACUGCUCGUUUGCAUUAUCUUUCGAAAGGUCACAUGAAGAAUCAAAGAAAAUGGCUAUCCAAACAUUUUAAGGGUUGCGUUCGUCCAAAAGAGAUACCGCUUAAAUCUCGCGACCUGUACUGCGAACUGUGCGACAUUCAAAUAACGUCCAAACAACACGCCGACUCUCACUAUGAAGGAAGACCGCAUCGCGCAACUGUCGAAGGACGGAAGGAACCAAGGAAUAAAGCAUUGACUCUCUUAAAUAUGCAGGACCGGCUGGCACAAUUAAUUCGUCGCGAGAAGAAAUUCAUAAAACCCAACAACGAAGCGGCAAAAGCCGUGGGUGGCAAACCUAAGGAAACGAAGGAGAUUCCACCGGAACUGUGCUGCAAUAUUUGCAAGACCACAGUAACGUGCUCCGAUCAAAUGACAACACAUCUCAAUGGAAAAAGACACCUUGCUAAAGAGAAACAACAUAUUUUGAAAAUGAUGAAAAGUGGAAAAGUAGUUGAAAUCAGUGAGAAUGCUCAGAGUGCUGCCAAAAAUGCCGAAGAAAAAGAGGAGAAGGAAGUUAAAGGUGACGCUGAAAACGACAGUAAAGAAAAAGAGGACUUUGACUGGGGCAAAGGCAGUGAGAGCUGGGAGGAAAAUACCACCAAGGACGCUUCGUUAGAUUAAUCGAGUAACAGCACUCCCUGCAGGAUUUCCAAUUCCAUUCAUCAGAUCAGGAUUUCCAUUUCCAAUUCUAAAAAUGUAAACGGAUAGGCAUAUCUAAGGUAUUUAAGUAAAUAUCUAAGAGUA
Manduca sexta (tobacco hornworm) is the source of this 1308-nucleotide messenger RNA. It is a transcript of the gene dbf, whose product is annotated as zinc finger matrin-type protein 3. Bases 16 to 1185 code for a protein of 389 amino acids. The record is from RefSeq and is a predicted model, not a curated record. Gene Ontology annotation, molecular function: nucleic acid binding; zinc ion binding. The transcript has 12 exons. Lineage: Eukaryota; Metazoa; Arthropoda; Insecta; Lepidoptera; Sphingidae.